AUGGAGCUCUGCAAGGCUGAACCGAUCAGCGCGAUCCGGGCACUUCCUGGACUAUACAUCUCAGAUGUCACCAUUCCACGCUCGAAAGAACUUCUUUGCGAGCACAAAAUCACUCACGUACUGAGCUUGACAGAUCAGAAAUAUCUACCAAGGAUAGACGAAGUGCUAAGCAUCAAACACUUGCAUUUAGCCAUCGAUGACAAUCCGUUCGAAGACUUGUUGAUGUCGCUGGAGGGUCUUUGUGUUUGGAUUGAUAAUGCGAUCGCAACUGCGCACGAGCCGAGGGUGCUUGUGCAUUGUGUAGAAGGCAGAUCUCGCAGUGGGGCUAUCGUCGUCGCUUUGCUGAUGCGCAGCCACUCACUCGAGUACGAAGAAGCUCUCGCCCUUGCGCAACUGUCUCGCAGAGUCAUUACACCUAAUAGUGGGUUUGCGGAUCAGCUCCGCCUCUGGAAAAUUAUGGAGUACUCCAUUCUUGAGAUGGAUCAUGUUGGGAAAUGGACGACGAAGUUGCAGUACGAGGAAUGGAAGGCGAGUCGAGGUGUCCUGUAUACAAAGGAUGAAGAGAUGAAGCAAGAAGCAACGAGAAAACGCAUGGCGGAUAUGGUUAUCGAGCUUAGGCAACGCGUGCUGGAAAGAGACCAUGACAACGGAGAGGGAGGAUUGUCGAAAUGAUGUGUUGAUGUACCUGGCCUUCACCAAUGCGUAACUUGCAUGCAUCUACGCAUCCCCGUAUGGCAGUGAGUUAGGGUUAGGCGGGGAUAAUGGCGGGACUAUGCGUGCGACAUACUGGCAAGCUGAGCAAUCUCAUGAAUAUGGAGUACGGCGUCCUGACAAGAACAUACUGCUAAAAGGGAACAAGGCUGGGAGUAAACGGCUUUGACACAUUCAACAUUAGGAAAGUGACUGGAGUCUGUAGGCCUAUUUCCGCUUCGAUGUAACAGGUG
This is a messenger RNA of Cucurbitaria berberidis CBS 394.84, 944 nucleotides long. Its product is annotated as phosphatases II. The transcript has 2 exons. Gene Ontology annotation, molecular function: protein tyrosine/serine/threonine phosphatase activity. Lineage: Eukaryota; Fungi; Ascomycota; Dothideomycetes; Pleosporales; Cucurbitariaceae. Gene Ontology annotation, biological process: protein dephosphorylation. Bases 1 to 672 code for a protein of 223 amino acids. The record is from RefSeq and is a predicted model, not a curated record.